AUGGAUAUCAAAAGCAGUACCAGUCCAAAGAACGCGUUGAAGCCCUACGGAAGGGGAUUUAGACAAAAAAAACGUUCUUUGACUUCUAUAACAACUUCGUUUUCAAACACUGAUGUAAACGCGAAGUUUGGAUUCGGACCUCCAUUCCUUUUCUCUCUUCCUGAACCAAUCGAUGAUCCUUGGAGACUCAAUUCUGAGUUGACACUAAGAGAUAUUGGCGCGAGACCUGUGUCUACACAUGCUUGGCGCCGUAUACUAGAAAGAAGAAAAGUACAUAAUUUUUUUGACAGUACUCAAGAAAAAUAUAAGAAAAAUAUAAAAGAAAGAACCGAAGAGACAAGCGAUGAUGAGGAUAGUAAAACCGUGUGUUCUAAACAAAAUUUUAAUAACAAAUCAAAUAAUGAUCUUGUUCGCACACCUAAUAUACAACAUGUUCAGCAGGCAGUAGAUGUGAAAGUUGAUGAAUACUCGCAAGAAAUGCUAAAAUCAAUAUCAGAAUGUUCCAAAAAUUAUCUUGAAAAUCGAUGUGCACCCGGAGAUAGGGUUCCAGCGGCCAAAAUUUCUGCAGAAGCAUUUGGUGAAAUAAUCAAUAAUCUUAUGGAACAAUUUUCGUAUAAAACAAUGCUUUUUAUGGUCGGCAUUGUUCUUGCCAUAUUUUUGUCUCGAGCCCUUAUUGAGUUAUUCAAAACACGGUUUCUUAAUAAUUUUCCACCACAAGCACCUAAUACACAUCCUGGCAUGCAUUCUAUGCCUUCACAAACCCCUAUGACACCAAUGCAAGUACAUUCAGUUUCUCCAAUUCAGCAUCAUAUGUCGCCCAGCACUUCAGUAGAGAAUUCGAUGACAUCACAACAUAAUAAUGUUGGAGUGUAUUACGUAGUAACACCAACACGCUAA
Cetraspora pellucida is the source of this 897-nucleotide messenger RNA. The record is from the annotation of a GenBank genome assembly. Lineage: Eukaryota; Fungi; Glomeromycota; Glomeromycetes; Diversisporales; Gigasporaceae.